Messenger RNA from Sardina pilchardus (European sardine), 3206 nucleotides. RefSeq names its product fibrous sheath-interacting protein 2-like. The record is from RefSeq and is a predicted model, not a curated record. The transcript has 13 exons. NCBI's taxonomy places the organism in Eukaryota, Metazoa, Chordata, Actinopteri, Clupeiformes, Clupeidae. The coding region runs from base 62 to 3148 and encodes 1028 amino acids.
UUGAUGGCGAGACGACCCAUCUCAAUUUAUUUGGAUUGAAAUGUAGUAGGAUAACAUCUACAUGGAAGAACAGAAAGUCUUGAGGUAUCAAGGGGACACCAUCCAUCCCCUAGAUGUGUCCGGGCACAGGAAAAUUGCUCGGGCACCGGGCAGUCUCGCGGUCUACCAUACCACCCGCCUCUGUGAAAGGCUGAUUCAGCCCAAGAAUGAGUUUGACCUCAAUGACCCCAGGGGCUCUCUGAUCAACUCCGAGUAUAACAGCCUCCAUGAUCCCUACCUGAGAGGCUACCUCUACCGCAAGGACAUCCACCGGAGACUCAUUAAAGGCGGCUUCAUCACAAAGGAUGAUAAAGUGAUCUGCUCUCUUAGGAGUUUGAACAGGUACAGAGAACACGUGGCGGACGUGGAGAAAGUAUGGGGCUACUCAUUCAGGGCGGAACAGAAGGAGGUGGUCCGAACAUUCCUGACUUUGCAAGAGCAGGGAAGGAUCAGCUCUGAUGUGACUGUGGCCGAUGUGACCGACUGGAUUUGGCGGUCCAUGCCAGACUUGAGACUGCAGCAUCUCCCUGCCAUUGCUAAGAGGUGCAGUGCCAUAGAGGUCUCCCCGGGCUCCACUGGCAGAUCUGAACUGAUGUGGAGCGCUAGAGGCAUUCGGAUGAGGGAGGAGAUCACUAGGGAGGUACAGAGGGAGAUGAGACUCGAACGUCGCUGGGUUGUCUCCAAAAUCAACAAGGAAAAGAAGAGGGAGGAACAGAUUCAGAGGAAACUAAAGAAAGUGAAAAAAACUGUAAAACCGAAAAGCAAAAAGGAAUAUCAGGAACGUCUUCUGAGUGAAGACCCACACUUACUGCCUGAGGAGACUGAAAAUGGUAUAGGAGGCCAGGGGGAACCCUCCCAAUCCCUGGAUGUGUCCCCAUCCCUGCCUGCCUCUCCCAAAGUACCUUCCCCCAGCGGAGACGUGACAACUAAGCUGUGUGAAAGGGUGAAUUCUGGUGUAUCGAGAACGGCAUCUCCACAAAAGUCUCCAUGUCUACAUUCACCCCCUCAAGCAGAUCUUGACCUCAUCUUUCCCUUAACACCAAAUGACAUAGUUCGCUCCAGCCAGCAAAACUCACCAGAGAGAAACAUUUCUCUUGUCAAGCAGCAUCCUUUUUCUGAUGCAAAGAAGAAACUCUCUGAAAUAUGCCAGAAACUGAUCAUCAAGCCAUCAACUUCUGCAUGUGGAAUCAUUCGUGGGAGGAUGCCGUCAGCUGAACAAAUCUCCUCAUGUCUGCUUGAUAUUCAGCAAACAUUACUAGAGAAUCAUUUCAAAGGAAUGGUGACAUCUGAGGAACUGCAGUUAGUGCUUCGAGGCAUAGCGGUGACUUUGCUGGAGGAGGUCAACGACAUCCUGAUUCCGGCCAUCAUUGCCUUUGAGUACGAGCGAGUACUGCCUGCCAACAGCCCAAGGGAUCUCUCCUCUUGCUACGAUACAUCCUCCACUACCUCCAAAAUCUCUCCCGUAAGCAGCAGUUCGCUGGGCUCAGCGCCAGAGGUCCAUGUGACGUACCCCAACUACAUGCUGCCCACCAGUAGGGGUGCGAGCCGGGUGGAGCUGUGGAGCGCCAGCUCUCCAGAGGAUGGUCAGAACGACGACCGGCGUAGUCUCAGGAAGAAAGUGGUCGCUCCCACCGCUGGCCUUCUGCUGAAGGUGGAGAACCUAAUUAAGGACAUCAUCACAGACUCAGUGGAUGUCUUCACUACGGAGACGGGCCAAGUGAACGGCACGGCGACUGUAAGCAUUGCUGAAUGUGCAGAGGGAAAAAUAACUAAAUCUGAUGCUAAAAUCCAAGAGACCAAGUCUGAGGAUAAGAGAGAGAUGGAAGUUAGUGCAGAGAGGUGUUGUACGGUUUCUCCUGAAACUACAGAUAGUACCACUGCUGUUACCACAGAAGCCAUUCCUGUUGUCACCACCAAAUCUGAUGCUGAAAUCCAAGAGACCAAGCCUGAGGAUAAGAGUGAGAUGGAAGUUUGUGCAGAGACUCCAGAAACUACAGAUAGUACCACUGCUGUUACAAUCAAUACCACCACUGAUGUCACCAUUGCUGAUGUCAUUGCUACCACAGAUAAAACUGCUGUUGUAACCAUGAAUACCACCACAACUCUUGCCACCAUGGAUACCACCACCACUGCCGUCAUCACGGAUGUCACUGCUGGCCUCACCAUGGAAACCAACACCACUGCUGUCACCACGGAUGCCACAGCUGUUGCUGUCGCUAUGGAUACUACCUUUGUUGAUCAUGACUUCAGCUCUAACCAUCAUCUUGUUGAACAGUCAUCUGAUAACAUCAGGAAGGACUCUGCGCAGCAGCUUGAGGCAAAUGAUGCGAUGAGUGACCACCCAGAAUUCAGCGGGAGUGAAGCAAGCCACGAAGACAGCACCAGCUCUGAUGCCUCGUCUGGUUUCGUGGUCAGUCUGGAGAGGAGCAUCCUGCUGUCCUCGGACCAGGUGGACGAGAUCCUUGAGAAGGUGAGGUUCGCCCUGGAGGAGGAGCGUCCAAGCAGCUGGCUUCAUUCCGAGCCGUCCUCGCCCGAAGACGGACACAAAGAGAGACACAAAGACGCUGAGAUGGCGUCCCCUCCGCCUAAUAGUGUGAUCUUCGCCAUCAUCCAGAAGAUGCAGCUGGAUAAGUACCUACAGAGGAAGCUGAUGUCCUUCUUUGCAGGAAGGCAGAUGACGAGCCCGGGAAGUCCGUCCAUGUCUCCCAUGGCCGUCAGCUCCCACCCUGGAGCUCAAGAGAGCCUUUCCUGGAACUCCUUCUCGGAGAUCAACCCCCACUCCAUCAAGGUGACCAAGUGGCUCCUUCAGACCAUUCAGAGACGCAACAGCUGGCAGGACAGCAUGACCUCUGAAGUGCAAGAGAUGGACGGCCAGCAAUUCAGAGAGAAGCAUCUCAUCUGUGAGGUUAUCCAGGCUCUGCUGGACCACCUAAACGAUGUAAGUUCCACGCGGAGCCUCAGCCGACAGACGCAGUCCGAGAGCGACGUGCGCGCAGGUGUCACAGCCAAGGUGCACGUGGAUGCUGUGGUGUCAGACACAUCUCUUGCGGCGAGCGAGCUCACAAAGGAUGUUGUGGCAAAACUUCUCCUUGAAGAUAACAGCCCUUAAGUGCACUCACUACGAACAAUCUUAACAGACUUGAAAAUAAACAUUUUUCUAACCUAGA